ACUAUCUAUAUACAACAAUUUUAUAUAAACUAGAAAAAAAGAUCUCAAUUCUCUUUCUGUUUUUCGUCUGAAAAACAAAAAUGAACAACCAAAACCACUACCGUCCGCCGAUCAAAAGGUUCGGCAGCGGUAGCGGUAGCGGCGGAGAUCCAACAGCGGUACUUCAAACGGGUCAAGUUCAUUUCCGCUUACUCUGCCACGUCAGCACAGCUGGCGGAGUCAUCGGGAACUCCGGAGGUUUAAUUAGGCAGCUGGAAGCUCAAACCGGGUGCAGAAUCCGGUUUGAGGAACCGUUACCGAAUUGCCAUGAACGGGUUGUGAACAUCAUAGGUGAUUCGAUUAUCGAUAGGAAAAUCAGGAUAAGCUAUGAUGGGAGUAAUGAGGAAGUUGAGGUAGUGGAAGUUUCUAGAGCACAGGAAGGUUUGAUUCGGGUUUACGAAAGGGUUUUGCAGCUGGAAGGGAAUGGUGGAGCAGUUGGGUGCAGAUUGCUUGCGAUUUCUGGUCAAAUUGGAGCUUUAAUGGGAAAAGGUGGUGUAAUUGUGGAUGGUAUAAGGAAAAGUACAGGAGCUAAGAUUAAGGUUUUGACGAAAGAGCAGCUUCCAGCUUGUGCCAUCCCGGGAGAAGAAUUGAUUCAGAUAAUGGGUGUAAUUGCUGUGGUAAAGAGAGCAUUGGUUCAUGUUUCUCGGCGUCUUCAAGUUCGUUUACCAGCUGAGAGAUACAAAGACCAAGUUACUUCAAAAGGUGCAUCCCAUGAACAACCUGCGGACUAUCCUCUGGAUACCAAAUCCUCAAUACAACCUUUGCCGAGAAAUGCCAUUAAUCAUUCUUCAGUAGCCCAUUCAUUGUCAUCCAAUGUUGAUAGAGUUCUGAAUCUGGAUUCUGACUCUACUCAAAGAAAAGUAGUCUUUAGAUUGCUUUGCUCUUAUAUCUCUGCUGGAGGUGUGAUUGGUAAGGGUGCCCAUAUUGUCAAAGCUCUAGAGAAAGAUACUGGAGCUUCUAUAAAGUUUUCCACUCCAACAGUACGGUCAAAAGAGCGUGUGGCCAUCAUAUCUUCGCUUGAAGUUCGGAAGCCAUUGUACUCGCCUGCACAAGUUGCCACAGAUCGAGUGUUUGAAAGAUCUGUAGAAGUUAGCCGUGAACAUGGACACAUUAAGGCUGGCUCAAUAAGUGCAAGAAUCUUAGUUGGGCCGCAUGAAGUUAAAUGCCUCCUUGAUGAAAAGGGAAUAGUUUCAUUGGAUAUAGGUUCAGCGAUGGGGGUUGAAGUACAGCUAUUGGAUGCAGAGAACGCUCCAAACUGUGCUGCAGAGAAUGACAAAAUAGUGCAGAUCAUUGGCGAGCAUGAUAACGUGAGGAAUGCCCUUAUUCAACUUACUGGUAGGCUGAGGGAAAUGGUCUUUUCCAGCUUGGUUUCUGAAGGAGCAGUACCUACAAACUAUUCUUGUUCUUCGCGCUCCGAGAGCAGUAAACAUGAAUUUGGUACUAGUAUGCCUUCUCAGCCGAAUCACUUGUCCAGCUUUUCUUCUCUUUACCAAACGGAUCACCUUGGCUUUGGACCAAAUCUUGGUGGUCCUCAUACAUUGUUACAGGACAAGUUCAAGGAUAGAUUGAAUAGCAAGAUGGGCAAGCCGGUCAAACAAAGCAUGGGUGGCUGGAAGAGUUCUCAUGGUGGACGUGAGAGUGGAAGGAUGGAUGAGAAUGAGACAGCAAGCAAACCCGUCGUGAUAAAUGUUCCAAAACAAAAAUUUGGUUCUGUUUAUGGUGAGGAUGGUUCCAAUUUGACUCGACUGAAAGAGAUCUCUGGAGCCACAGUUGUCCUACAAGAUCCAGGUCCUGGAGAAUGUGAUGGAAAGGUGAUCAUUUCCGGUACACCUGAACAGAUCCAGAUUGCACAAAGCCUUCUUCAAGCCUUCAUCUUCUUGUAAUCAGUGCUCCGGGACAUAGACUGACCAAGAAUAUAGAUGCUACCUUAUAUGUCGAUAAGAGUAUUUCUUCGUCAUUAGAAAAUAGUGAUGGUGCAUUUGGUGACCUGUAAGUAUGCAUGCUCCAU
Molecule: messenger RNA, 2047 nt
Organism: Solanum verrucosum
Lineage: Eukaryota; Viridiplantae; Streptophyta; Magnoliopsida; Solanales; Solanaceae
Product: KH domain-containing protein HEN4-like
Exons: 7
Coding region: 81-1922 (613 amino acids)
Biological process (GO): regulation of gene expression
Cellular component (GO): cytoplasm; nucleus
Molecular function (GO): mRNA binding
Source: RefSeq, a predicted model, not a curated record